Messenger RNA from Ananas comosus (pineapple), 1704 nucleotides. RefSeq names its product probable protein phosphatase 2C 47. The transcript has 4 exons. The record is from RefSeq and is a predicted model, not a curated record. Gene Ontology annotation, molecular function: cation binding; protein serine/threonine phosphatase activity. The coding region runs from base 213 to 1424 and encodes 403 amino acids. Gene Ontology annotation, biological process: protein dephosphorylation. NCBI's taxonomy places the organism in Eukaryota, Viridiplantae, Streptophyta, Magnoliopsida, Poales, Bromeliaceae.
UUUAAUUUGCCCCGUUCGGCGACGCGAUCGAAGAGAGAAAGAGAGAUCCGAAAAAAGCUAGCGAGAAACCCUAGAAACGAAACCCUAGAAAUCUUCGUGCUGCUCUUCUUUGUACCGGAUCGCGCUAAGGGAAAGGAGCUCUUGGGGAUCUUCGGGUCGAGCUUUUCGCGAGGUUUCGAUCGGUGUAGGUGAGGAGGGGAAAGGCGAAGGAGAUGGUGGCGGGAGCGGAGGUGAUCCAUCAGAGCAUCUCGGUGCUCGACGUGCCGUAUAGAUGCAUCGCGAAGGAAAUCGAGGAGAUGAUCGACAUCUCGGCCGCCGCCGCAGCUGUGGCGGCGCCGCGGCCCCCGUCGCCGGGGAUCCGCCGUGGGACGGAGGCGGUUGUGGUGGACGUCGCGGCGACGCAAUUGGUGAGCAUUACGGACUUGAGAUCCUCAGACGCUUGUCCAAAUGUGUCCGAAGAACAUCUACAGUUUGUUCCAACUAUUCGUUCUGGUAGUUUUGCCGACAUUGGACCGAGGAAGCACAUGGAAGAUGAACACAUUCGGAUAGAUGAUCUUUCAGCUCAUCUAGGUUCAGCACUCACAUGUCCACGGCCUAGCGCCUUCUAUGGGCUGUUUGAUGGCCAUGGAGGUCCAGAAGCAGCAGCUUACAUCAAAAGGCACGCAAUUCGCUUUUUCUUUGAAGAUGCUGGCUUUCCGCAGGCAUCGCAUGCAGAUAGCAUUUUCUUGGAAUCAGUUGAGAAUUCUGUUCGGAGAGCUUUCCUUCUUGCAGACCGUGCUUUAGCUGAUGAUGGAAAUAUUAGUAGUUCCACUGGAACCACAGCCCUCACUGCAUUGGUCUUUGGAAGGCUUCUAUUGGUGGCCAAUGCUGGCGAUUGCCGCGCGGUCCUAUGCCGAAAAGGAGUCGCGGUUGAGAUGUCGCAAGACCACCGCCCAAUUUAUGCUGGUGAGCGGCAAAGAGUAAUCGAAUCCGGCGGCUUCAUCGAUGAUGGCUAUCUAAACGGAAUCCUCUCUGUAACCCGUGCCCUUGGUGACUGGGACAUGAAGAAGCCCCCCAGCAGCGGCUCCCCUUCCCCCCUCAUUGCUGAACCUGAGUUUAGGCAAGCCGAGCUAACUGAAGACGACGAGUUUCUAAUCAUAGGCUGUGAUGGUAUAUGGGAUGUCAUGUCGAGCGAGCAUGCAGUAAGUGUGGUUCGGAGGGGGUUAAGAAGGCAUGAUGAUCCUGACCAGUGCGCAAAAGAGCUUGUCAAGGAAGCACUUAAGCUGAAUACCUUUGAUAAUCUUACCGUCAUUGUUGUUUGCCUCUCCCCUUCUACAGAAUAUUGUGGAUCUUCGCCUCAGAGGUGCGCGAAGAGUUUGUCGUCUGAGGCGCUAUGUAGUUUGAGGAGGUGGUUAGAGGAUGGUGGCGGCGAGGGUGGCAAAUGAUGUAGUGAAUCAGAGAGGGGUUUUAGGGUUUAAUUUUUUGGAUGUACAUAAUAAAAGUUGACGAUGGCGAAACAAAUUUUAUGUCCUGCGAUGUUUAUGUUAUUACAUGAGGCUGCUUAGGGAGGUGGCGAGGGAGGGAGACAAGCAGCCACAGUUUUGUAGUGGUGUUGGAUGGCUUGUUUGUACAUAAUACUGCGAUUGUGUUUUAUCAGCGUAUCCAGUUUCCAUUGUUAGCAAGUUAAUUUUGUAUUUUUAUUUGUAUAUACCUAUUGUUGUGUCA